This is a messenger RNA of Osmerus eperlanus (European smelt), 228 nucleotides long. RefSeq names its product acetoacetyl-CoA synthetase-like. Bases 1 to 228 code for a protein of 75 amino acids. Lineage: Eukaryota; Metazoa; Chordata; Actinopteri; Osmeriformes; Osmeridae. The transcript has 3 exons. Gene Ontology annotation, molecular function: acetoacetate-CoA ligase activity. The record is from RefSeq and is a predicted model, not a curated record. Gene Ontology annotation, biological process: positive regulation of insulin secretion.
AUGGUGCACUCUGCUGGGGGUACUCUCAUCCAGCAUCUGAAGGAACACGUUCUCCAUGGCAACAUGACCAGCAGUGAUGUCAUCAUCUACUACACCACGACGGGCUGGAUGAUGUGGAACUGGCUGGUGUCGUCGCUGGCUGUGGGGGCCUCAGUGGUGCUCUACGAUGGCUCUCCUCUCAUGCCCACAGCCAACGUCCUCUGGGACUUGACAGACCAGCUGGGGUAA